GCCAUGUAAGGCGACUCUCCCGAGUCCCGAAAACACCCUAGCGACUAACGUCAACGAACGACUCCUCGUCCUCGACUUCCACCUUCCUUCUGCCCCCAUGCACAGAGUCGCCCUCAGGAAUACUAUGCGCGCAGCUGCGCUGGCCGCUCCCCGGAGCGCUGGCCGCGUCGCUCCCGCUGCUGUUUCUCGCUCGUAUGCAACGGCGAAGGCUGCUGCAUCUGAGGUGUCUUCAAUUCUCGAGUCCCGCAUAGCUGGCUCUUCUGUGGGCGCAAACGUCGAGGAGACCGGUCGCGUGCUGAGCGUCGGUGACGGUAUUGCACGUGUAUGGGGUCUGAAAAACGUCCAGGCUGAGGAGAUGGUGGAGUUCAGCUCCGGCGUCCGCGGCAUGUGUCUGAACUUGGAAGCCGACAACGUCGGUGUGUCCAUCUUCGGUAAUGACCGUGACAUCAAGGAGGGCGACACCGUGAAGCGUACCGGCCAGAUUGUCGAUGUCCCCGUCGGCCCCGAGCUCCUUGGCCGCGUCGUUGACGCUCUCGGUAACCCCAUCGACGGCAAGGGUCCCAUCAACACGUCGACCCGUAGCCGUGCCUCGCUCAAGGCCCCCGGCAUCCUGCCGCGUCGCUCGGUCAACCAGCCCAUGAUGACUGGUAUCAAGCCGAUCGACGCCAUGGUUCCUAUCGGUCGUGGCCAGCGUGAACUGAUCAUCGGUGACCGUCAGACUGGUAAGACAGCCGUCGCCAUCGACACUAUCCUCAACCAGAAGCGGUGGAACGAUGGCCAGGACGAGGAGAAGAAGCUCUACUGUGUCUACGUUGCUAUCGGCCAGAAGCGUUCCACCGUCGCCCAGCUCGUCCAGACCCUUGAGGAGAAUGACGCGAUGAAGUACACUAUCAUCGUUGCUGCCACCGCCUCGGAGGCUGCUCCUCUGCAGUACCUCGCUCCCUUCUCGGGUUGUGCUAUGGGUGAAUGGUUCCGUGACAACGGCAAGCACGCUCUGAUCAUCUACGACGACUUGUCCAAGCAGGCCGUCGCGUACCGUCAGAUGUCGCUGCUGCUGCGUCGUCCCCCCGGUCGUGAGGCUUACCCCGGUGAUGUCUUCUACCUGCACUCUCGUCUCCUCGAGCGUGCGGCCAAGAUGAACGAGAAGUUCGGUGGUGGAUCCCUCACUGCUCUGCCCAUCAUUGAGACCCAGGGUGGUGAUGUGUCCGCAUACAUUCCCACGAACGUCAUUUCUAUCACCGACGGCCAGAUCUUCUUGGAGGCUGAGCUCUUCUUCCGUGGUGUCCGCCCCGCCAUCAACGUCGGUCUCUCCGUGUCCCGUGUCGGUUCCGCUGCACAGACCAAGAUCAUGAAGAAGUUCGCCGGUUCGCUCAAGCUGUACCUUGCGCAAUACCGUGAAGUCGCGGCCUUCGCCCAGUUCGGUUCUGAUCUCGAUGCGUCGACUCGCUUCCUGCUCUCGCGUGGUGCUCGUCUGACUGAGCUGCUCAAGCAAGGCCAGUACCAGCCAAUGUCGAUGGAGAUUCAGGUCCCCAUCAUUUACGCUGGUGUCAACGGUCUGCUUGACGCCGUCCCCGUCGACAAGAUCACCAAGUGGGAGGCUGAGUUCCGUCAGCACCUUACCUCAGCACAGGGUGCGCUCCUCAAGGAGAUCGCCACCGGCCAGAUCACGCCCGACCUUGAGGCGAAGAUCAAGAAGGUCGUCGAGGACCACGUUGUGUCGUUCACAUCGUAGAGGACCAGUAGUACAACGCGCUGACCAGUAACAAAAUUUUAGUUUUGUCUUAUCCGUUCCUGCUUCUUUCAGUGUCGCAAUAAGAUAGGGCGGUGCUACAUUCGUCUAAUUCUGCAACACAGACCCGCCUUCGAGGCGGUUUCGUCCGUGCACGCUAAUCCAAAUUCAAACCACGGUCCUACCACAACCAAGUCGGAGAUUGUUUUUCCACCGAUGGGAUGUACAUGUGGUUCAACACCAGUGGUUGAAGCAUAAGUUAGCGGUUGAAA
Molecule: messenger RNA, 2001 nt
Organism: Rhodofomes roseus
Lineage: Eukaryota; Fungi; Basidiomycota; Agaricomycetes; Polyporales; Fomitopsidaceae
Product: ATP synthase F1 alpha subunit
Exons: 10
Coding region: 98-1732 (544 amino acids)
Biological process (GO): proton motive force-driven ATP synthesis; proton transmembrane transport
Molecular function (GO): ATP binding; ADP binding; proton-transporting ATP synthase activity, rotational mechanism
Source: RefSeq, a predicted model, not a curated record